AUGGACAAGGUUUUCCAUCCGCCGAAUCUAAUCUAUGUCAGUCGCCUCGAAGAGUCGGACCGGAUCUCGUCUUUGUUGACCGACGGCAGUGUACCACACCAACAACACAGUCGCCUGCCGAUGUUCAGCAAUCACCUCCCGAUGGCUGAAAGAAUCAGCCUACGCCUAAUUCGUUUAGGGGCUGCAGCCCCUUGCAACAGGGCGCCGCUGAUAACACGCCAACGUGCUCCGGUUCGUCAAUCUGCAGCUGUCCUGGCAGACAUAUUUCCGUCAACGACGUUGACUUUGACCGGCCGUGGACAUAUCAUCAUCAAAGACUGA
This is a messenger RNA of Macrosiphum euphorbiae (potato aphid), 321 nucleotides long. Lineage: Eukaryota; Metazoa; Arthropoda; Insecta; Hemiptera; Aphididae. The record is from the annotation of a GenBank genome assembly.